Molecule: messenger RNA, 12998 nt
Organism: Galleria mellonella (greater wax moth)
Lineage: Eukaryota; Metazoa; Arthropoda; Insecta; Lepidoptera; Pyralidae
Gene: Sdb
Product: titin
Exons: 4
Coding region: 248-12730 (4160 amino acids)
Biological process (GO): microtubule anchoring
Cellular component (GO): axonemal microtubule; ciliary basal body; cytoskeleton
Molecular function (GO): microtubule binding
Source: RefSeq, a predicted model, not a curated record
GCCGGCGCACGCUCAGACAGAAUCCGCGAGUCAGUCGCAAGCAGCGCGCGCGCACGCAAGCGACACACGACACGAACGACUCUCGCGACCAUUUGUAUAUUACAAGGCAAUUGUUUGACUAUAGUAUGUGAUAAUUUUUAAUUUAGGUAGGACUCGUAUUUAAAAUAUUUAAUCGUAAAUUAAGAAUCUCAUAUAAAAUAAUUUAAGAUUAUUAAGUUUGUCUAUUUAAACUAUUGGUGACAUCAAAAUGACAAUAAAAAAUAAAAAGACUAAACAAUCUAAAUCCUCGGAAGUGACCUCAUCGAGUACUAGUGCAUCGAGCAGUGUUCAGAAGAGUAGUACAUCAACGUCUGUACAACAGAGUAGCAACACAUUACAGAAGGUCAGCUCGUCUGGGAAAAAAGUUCGCUAUAUUGAGGUAAAGGUUGAGGAAGAUGACCCGCUUAUGAUAACUGAUGUAACCGAUCAUGCUUCGUUAAGUGGUUCAACUAUAUCCGAGCACUACAAUAGCCACCCGCACUACAUUAUUACUGAAGCUCCGUCGAUUACAGACUUGUCACAGAUACGAUCACAAGAGCAUAACGUAAGCGACAUGUCUCAAGCGACGACUGGUGAAUUUGUGUCUAGUUCUAUACUACAAGAAUCAUCUACUUCACAUCAACAAAGUUCUAAGAGCGAAGCUUUUCAAACUUCCUCCAGUUCCAUUCAACAUUCGGGUUCUAGUCAUAGUCAAUCAUUUGAUAGAACAGUGGAUUCUUCAGCUAAUCAAACGCUUAAUACUGCAUUCAUAGACAGUUCUAAAGGCAAUAUUACGCAUGCUAAUCCUGGUUUUAUGUCAAGAUCACAAACUGCUAAUGCUACCAGUUCUUUUCUUCAAUCCGAACGCCAAGAUAUAAGUAAUACACAAUCUACUCAACGAUCAAGUGCUAAAAGUUCCGAAGUGAUAAAUAAUAUAAAUAAUAACACAGAUGGGAAAAAUAUUAACCGGCGCGAGAAAGUAAUUUAUGAAAAUUUGCCUGAACAUUCAAAGCGAGUCCAAAAUACUAAAUCCGAUUCCUCAAAUUUUUAUGGAGGCGAACAUAGCCUCGACAAAAAUGUAAAAACGAAGGAAAUUAGUAGCACGUCUCAAAUAAGUGAGAGCAAGAGCAGUAACGUCACAAAGUCGUCAUCCUCCUCAUAUGUAGUAGAAAUUGUAGAUGGCAAAGAACGCAUUAUCGACAGUUCAAAGCGAGAAUGGGGCGAUGCUCAAGAACAAGCGUCAAGAGAAGCUUAUGCUAGCAUCAGUGGAACUGAUAUAAAACCUCAGUCAUCUCAUAGUAUCCAAAAUUAUGAUAUGAAAUCUAAAUAUGAUACAGGAAAAGAUGGAAAAAAACCUAUUAACGAAAUGAUAGUAAAAGAAGACUCUAAAUUUAUUAAGGAUGGAAAUGAAAUAACUACUCAUGAGAGUGUUAUUUCGGAACGAAAUGAUCAAAAGCAUCAACAGUUUAGCUCUACUCAAGGUCAACUUACUUCUCAAGAAUAUGAUCAGUUUUCAACUGUUACUUCUAAAGAUUAUAAUGCUGUACAAAAUAAAGAUACAGUGAAAAAUGUAACAACCAACAAAGAGACUGUAAAUGAAAAACGACGCAAUGCAAAUGUAACUGAUUCAUCAAAUUUUUAUGGAUAUGACGCUACUAUACAAAAUGAGUUAAAGAAAGUUGGCGAUAUCUUACAAGUUCCUAAUACGGAAAAUAUUAACUUUUCAACUAAAAUUAUGAAAAGCAAUACAAGCAGUGCUCAACAAGCGUCUACUUCUUCUUAUGUAUUUGAAGUUGUAGAUGGAAAACAAAAAAUUGUUGACAGUUCUCACAGAGAAUGGGGAGAUAGUAAAGAUCAUUCUACUUAUGAAAAGAGUCACAAUAUCAGUGGUACAGGUAUAAAACCACAAAAUGAAUAUAGUCGCCAUGUUUUGGACAAAGAAUCUCAUUAUGACACUGGCAAAAAUGGAAAACCUACUAGUUCCACAUAUUUAACUGAAGAAUCUGUUUUGAUUAAAGAUGGAAAGGAAAUUGCGUCCACAAAAAAUGUUUAUGAGGGUGAUUUUACUAAGAAACAAGCAAUAUCGGAGCAUACUUCAAAGGAUGAUGUGUUGAAUAAACGUAUUCAAGAUACAACUGAUCGAGACAUUGAUUCUACUAAUUAUGAAUCUACAUUAUCCGAUGUACAAUCACGUACUAAAGACAUUACUGAUGUAACAAAUACCACCGACUUGACAUCAAUCGACCGAUCAACAAAACAAACUAUAGAGAAACAGAAUUAUUCUAAAGAAACGAAGUCGUCUUCAACUUCCGAAACAAAAGAUACAUUAACUACUUAUGAAAGAAGUACAGGAACAUGGAACGGAAAGUUUAUUUAUGAAAAAGAUGAUGACCGCCCAAAGAAACCAAAAGAAAUGUCCCCUUUUGGAAAACCCGAGCAGCCGCGACAUCACCUAAAACGUCAAGACACUGAAGAAAAUAUUAUUUUAUCAUCCAGAGACAUUAAAGAUUUUACAUCUAUAAGUGACCUACGGAAAAUCAUAGAGUCAUCGCAAUAUAAGAAGGAUGUUACUGUAAGUAAUAAAAACAUCGUAAUUAACAGAAAUAUCGAUGAUCGCAUAUUAAAAGAAAUUAUCGAAACCGUAAAGAAAUAUCCGUUCAAAAGGAUAGAGAAAGUGACAUUUGGUACAAAGAUUAAUGAAGAUGUUAAAGAUUUAUAUGAAGGUGUUGAUACUGAAGAAACUACUGUGUUAACUACCAGCAGCGGAGACGUUACCAAAAAGUCUUUUGAAGUGGAAAAAAAUAGAAGCCAAAUAGAGGUCACUCGAUAUAUUACGGAAAAUGGUGUUACAAGAAAAAUAACGACUUACGAAGAUGCAAAAGAAGAUGAAAAAAUUAAAACUGACGUUUUCGUCGAUAAGAGCGAGUUAGACUUCAAAAACUUGCGAGAUGUCCAUACGACGAAAGACGAGAUACGGGAAUACGACGUGGUAGACCGUGCCAUCACUGAUACCACAAGGAAGGACACCACUGUCAGCACCGUCUAUGAUGAGACCAUCAUCGACGAUAGAAAAACCGUGCGAGAUGACAGGACCACGAUCGAGGAGACCGUCAUUAUUGAUGAGACAAGACCAAAACAUGGUGGCCCCAAGAAACCAGAAAAGACAAUUAUUAAAGAGCAGUGCAUAUGCGAAAUCUGUACUUGUGGGCGUCACCGCUGCCCACACAACGAUGUCCCGGAGCCAUUGUUCGAUGUGGAGCACACGACGAGCGUGGUCUCCGCAUACAAACAUGAUUAUGACGAAAAGCAUGUGAGUCGCACCACCGCCGUACACCAUGAGGAUCAUUUACAUCUUGAAGGAGAUUUUCAAGAACCUGAACGACCACGUUGGCAACCGGCUGAGCGACCUAAGCCGAAGAAGCCUGAAGAUAACCUCAAACCUGAAGGUGAUUUUGAGAAAAGACACCCAGAAGAAUGGCAACCAGGUGAAAGGGCUCCAGUGAAGAAACCAGAAGAUAAUCUGAAGCCUGAAGGUGACUUUGAAAAGCGAAGGCCUGAUGAGUGGAGACCAGGAGAUCGUGCUCCUAUUCGUAAGCCAGACGAUAAUUUAAGGCCAGAGGGUGAAUUUGUUACUCCAGAGAAAGAACCCUGGAAACCGGCUGAUAGACAAAAACCUAAAAAGCCUGAAGAUAACUUAAAGCCAGAAGGGGAAUUUGAAAAGCGUCAACCAGAAGAAUGGCGUCCAGGUGAUCGGGCACCUGUUCGUCGUCCAGAAGAUAAUUUACGUCCAGAAGGUGAUUUUGAAAAACGUCGUCCUGAAGAAUGGAAGCCAGGUGACAGAGCUCUAGUCCGUCGACCUGAAGACAAUCUUAAACCAGAAGGAGACUUUGAGAAGCGAAGACCUGAGGAAUGGCGUCCCGGUGACAGAGCGCCUGUACGUCGUCCUGAUGAUAAUUUGAGGCCAGAAGGUGACUUUACCACUCCAGAUAAAGAACCUUGGCGUCCAGCUGAACGACAGAAGCCUAAAAAACCAGAUGACAAUCUAAAACCGGAGGGCGAUUUUGAGAAACGUCAGCCCGAAGAAUGGCAACCUGGUGAUAGAGCUGCUGUACGCCGUCCAAAAGAUAACCUUAAGCCUGAAGGGGACUUUGAAAAACGCAAACCAGAUGAAUGGCGUCCGGGUGACAGAGCUCCCGUUCGUCGUCCUGAAGACAAUCUUAAACCUGAAGGAGAAUUCGAAAAACGGAAGCCUGAAGAAUGGCGUCCAGGUGAUAGAGCUCCAGUUCGUCGUCCUGAAGACAAUCUUAAACCAGAAGGAGACUUUGAAAAGCGGAGACCUGAGGAAUGGCGUCCCGGUGACCGAGCACCAGUACGUCGCCCUGAUGAUAAUUUGAGGCCAGAAGGUGAUUUUACUACUCCAGAUAAAGAACCUUGGCGUCCAGCUGAACGACAGAAGCCUAAAAAACCAGAUGACAAUCUAAAACCGGAGGGUGAUUUUGAAAAACGUCAGCCUGAAGAAUGGCAACCUGGUGAUAGAGCUCCCGUACGACGUCCAAAGGAUAACCUUAAGCCUGAAGGAGACUUUGAAAAACGCAAACCAGAUGAAUGGCGUCCGGGUGAUAGAGCUCCAGUUCGCCGUCCUGAAGACAAUCUUAAACCUGAAGGAGAGUUUGAAAAGCGACAUCCCGAGGUAUGGCGUCCCGGUGAUAGAGCACCUGUACAUCGUCCUGAUGAUAACUUGAGGCCAGAAGGUGAGUUUACUACUCCAGAAAAAGAAAUCUGGCGACCAGCUGAACGACAGAAGCCUAAAAAACCAGAUGACAAUCUAAAACCGGAGGGUGAUUUUGAGAAACGUCUGCCUGAAGAAUGGCAACCUGGUGAUAGAGCCCCUGUACGCCGUCCAAAAGAUAACCUUAAGCCUGAAGGGGACUUUGAAAGACGCAAACCAGACGAAUGGCGUCCGGGUGAGAGAGCUCCAGUUCGUCGUCCUGAAGACAAUCUUAAACCAGAAGGAGACUUUGAAAAGCGUCAUCCUGAAAAGUGGCGUCCCGGUGACAGAGCACCUGUACGUCGCCCUGACGAUAAUUUGAGGCCAGAAGGUGAGUUUACUACUCCAGAAAAAGAAAUCUGGCGGCCAGCUGAACGACAGAAACCUAAAAAACCAGAUGACAAUCUUAAACUGGAGGGUGAUUUUGAGAAACGUAAGCCGGAAGAAUGGCAACCUGGCGAUAGAGCCUCUGUACGACGUCCAGAAGAUAACCUCAAGCCUGAAGGAGACUUUGAGAAACGUAAACCCGAAGAAUGGCGGCCUGGAGAUAGAGCACCAGUCCGUCGCCCUGAUGAUAAUCUUAAACCAGAAGGUGAUUUCACUACUCCCGAAAAGGAAGCUUGGCGACCUGCAGAACGUCCAAUUCAAAAGAAACCGCAAGAUAAUCUUAAGCCAGAAGGUGAUUUUGAAAUUAGAAAACCGGAAAAAUGGCAACCUGGUGAACGUGAACCAGUUAAGCGCCCUGAAGAUAAUUUAAAACCAGAAGGAGAAUUUACCACCCCAAGAAAAGAGGAAUGGAGACCUGCUGAAAGACCUCUGCAGAAAAAACCAAUAGAUAAUUUAAAACCUGAAGGUGAUUUUGUUAAACGAAAACCCAAUGAGUUUGUUCCUGCUGAUAAAGCUAUAGUUAAGAAACCGGAGGAUAAUUUACGACCUGAAGGAGAAUUUACAACCACCAGGACCAUAACUGAAGACUAUAAAGUUGUUACUGGUGAAAGAGCUCAAAUAAUUCGACGAACAGAUAAUAUUAUCACAGAAGGCGAAUUCACAGAUACGACAACUACGCGUACUGAAUAUACUGGAAAACCAGUAGAUAGACCUACACCAGUGAGACGGAACACUUGGACGAAAAUAGAAGGGGACAUGAUAACAGAUACAACAUCUAAAUCCGAAUUUAUAGAUUACACAGAUAUUGUAGAAAGAUCUACUUUGGUUGCACGGAGAACAGAUAACAUAAUAAGAGAAGGUGAAAUCGAAUUUGUAACUUCAAAUCAGAAAGAUUAUACAGAAAAAGUUGCACCAGUAGAAAGACCUCAAAGACGUCGUACAUGGACUAAAGAAGAUUUUGAAAAAUUCUAUUCAACAGAUGAUUUACAAAAAGUUACUACAACGCAAGAAGAAUAUAGAACUUACGAAGAGGUUGAUGUGAGGCAACAACAAAUAAUACGACAAGACAACUUACAUUUAGAAGGUACUUUUGAAAGCCAUACAGUAUCUCAAGAUACUUUCCAACCAAAGCUUACUGACAGACCUAAACCCAAGAAACCGAUAGACAAUUUAAAACCAGAAGGUGAAUUUGAAAAACCGAAACAGGAAGAAUGGCGCCCUGCAGAGAGACAAACACCCAAAAAACCGCAGGAUAACUUAAAACCUGAAGGAGAGUUUGAAAAUCCUAUUUCAGAAGAAUGGCGUCCUGCUGAUCGUCCUGUACAAAAGAAGCCAAAAGAUAAUCUAAAACCAGAAGGUGACUUUGAACAGCCUAAACAAGAAGAAUGGCGCCCAGCUGAAAGACAAACUCCCAAGAAACCACAAGACAAUCUAAAACCUGAAGGUGAAUUCGAAUCUCCCAAACCAAAGGAAUGGCGUCCUGCUGAACGUGUUAUACAAAAGAAACCAAAAGACAACCUAAAACCUGAAGGAGAUUUUGAACAACCAAAACACGAUGAAUGGCGUCCUGCUGAGCGACCUACCCAAAAAAAACCAAAAGAUAAUCUUAAACCAGAAGGUGAAUUUGAACAACCAAAACAAGAAGAAUGGCGUCCUGCUGAGCGUCCCAUGCAAAAGAAACCUAAAGAUAACCUUAAGCCUGAAGGAGACUUUGAACAGCCAAAGCACGAUGAAUGGCGACCAGCUGAAAGGCAAGAACCUAAGAAACCACAAGAUAAUUUGAGACCAGAGGGUGAAUUUGAAACUCCUCGGCAAGAAGAAUGGCGUCCUGCUGAGCGGGUAACGCAAAAAAAACCAAAAGACAAUCUUAAACCGGAAGGUGACUUCGAACAACCUAAACAUGAUGAAUGGCGGCCUGCUGAGAGGCAAACACCCAAAAAACCACAAGAUAAUUUGAAACCAGAAGGGGAAUUUGAAACUCCUGAACAAGAAAAAUGGCGACCUGCUGAACGUGUAACGCAAAAGAAACCUAAAGACAAUCUUAAACCCGAAGGAGAGUUCGAACAGCCUAAACAUGAUGAAUGGAGGCCUGCUGAACGACAAACUCCUAAGAAACCUCAAGAUAAUUUAUGGCCAGAAGGUGAAUUUGAAACACCUCAACAAGAAAAAUGGCGUCCUGCUGAACGUGUAACACAAAAGAAACCAAAAGACAAUCUUAAACCAGAGGGUGAAUUCGAACAGCCCAGAUACGAUGAAUGGCGGCCUGCUGAAAGGCAAACGCCUAAGAAACCUCAAGACAAUUUAAAGCCUGAAGGAGAAUUUGAAACUCCUGAACAAGAAGAAUGGCGUCCUGCUGAACGUGUAACACAAAAGAAACCAAAAGACAAUCUUAAACCAGAAGGCGACUUCGAACAGCCUAAACACGAUGAAUGGCGACCCGCUGAAAGGCAAACGCCAAAGAAACCACAAGAUAAUUUGAAGCCAGAAGGUGAAUUUGAGACUCCUAAGCAAGAAAAAUGGCGUCCUGCUGAACGUGUAACACAAAAGAAACCAAAAGACAAUCUUAAACCGGAAGGUGACUUCGAACAACCUAAACAUGAUGAAUGGCGGCCUGCUGAAAGGCAAACACCUAAGAAACCUCAAGACAAUUUAAGGCCAGAAGGUGAAUUUGAGACUCCUAAGCAAGAAAAAUGGCGUCCUGCUGAAAGGCAAACACCUAAGAAACCUGAAGACAAUUUAAGGCCAGAAGGUGAAUUUGAAACUCCUGAACAAGAAGAAUGGCGUCCUGCUGAACGCGUAACGCAAAAGAAACCAAAGGACAAUCUUAAACCAGAGGGUGAUUUUCAACAGCCUAAACAUGAUGAAUGGCGGCCUGCUGAAAGGCAAACACCUAAGAAACCUCAAGACAAUUUAAGGCCAGAAGGUGAAUUUGAAACUCCUGAACAAGAAGAAUGGCGUCCUGCUGAACGUGUAACGCAAAAGAAACCAAAGGACAAUCUUAAACCAGAGGGUGACUUUGAACAACCUAAGCAUGAUGAGUGGCGACCUGCUGAAAGACAAACGCCCAAAAAACCACAAGACAAUUUGAAACCAGAAGGAGAAUUUGAAACCCCUAAGCAAGAAACAUGGCGUCCUGCUGAACGUGUAACGCAAAAGAAACCUAAAGAUAAUCUUAAACCAGAGGGCGAAUUUGAGCAGCCCAGACAAGAUGAAUGGCGGCCUGCUGAAAGACAAACACCUAAGAAACCACAAGACAAUUUAAGGCCUGAAGGUGAGUUUGAAACUCCUGAACAAGAUAAAUGGCGACCUGCUGAACGUGUAACGCAAAAGAAACCUAAAGAUAAUCUUAAACCCGAAGGAGAAUUCGAACAACCCAAACAUGAUGAAUGGAGGCCUGCAGAACGACAAACUCCUAAAAAACCUGUAGAUAACUUAAAGCCAGAAGGAGAGUUUGAAACACCUAAACAUGAUAAAUGGCGUCCAGCUGAAAGACCUGAAGUGAAAAAACCGCAAGAUAAUUUGAAACCUGAAGGUGAAUUCGAAAAACCAAGGCAUGAUAAAUGGCAGCCUGCUGAAAGACAAACGCCUAAGAAACCCCAGGAUAAUUUAAGACCAGAGGGUGAAUUUGAAAAGCCUAAGCAGGAUCAAUGGCGUCCGGCAGAAAAACCUGAAGUAAUAAAACCUAAAGAUAAUCUUAAACCAGAAGGCGAAUUUGAGAAACCAAAACAAGAUAAAUGGAAACCAGCAGAACGACAAACACCCAUAAAACCAAAAGAUAAUCUCCAUCCAGAAGGAGAUUUUGAAACCCCGAAAUAUGAUGAAUGGCGUCCAGCUGAGAAACCAAUUGUUAAGAAACCUGAAGAUAAUUUAAAACCAGAAGGAGAAUUUGAAAAAACAAAACCAGAAGAAUGGCGCCCUGCUGAACGUCCUACACAAAAGAAACCGAAGGAUAAUCUUAAACCGGAGGGUAAAUUUACACAACCUAAACAUGAUGAUUGGCGUCCUGCUGAACGACCGGAAGUGAAAAAGCCUAAAGACAACCUCAAACCUGAAGGAGAAUUUGCGCAACCAAAACAAGACGAAUGGCAUCCAGCUGAACGACAAACACCUAAAAAACCAAAAGACAACUUAAAACCUGAGGGUCAAUUCGACAGACCAGAAAAACCAAAACAUGUUCCAAGUGAAAGACCAGUUCAAAAGAAGCCUGAAGAUAAUUUGAAACCUGAAGGUAACAUGGAAGUAGUACGAUGUACAGACUAUACUGCAACAAAGGGUGAUCGUGUUGAUGUAGUGAGACACGAAGAUCAUCUUAAAAUGGAAGGAAAGAUUGAUGUUCGUCGAUCUCGAGAUGAUUAUAAACGCAUUGAUACAGUAGAAAAAGUCAUUGUUCGAAAACAUGAAGAUAAUUUGAAAACCGAAGGUGAAUUUAUUGACCUCCAAGUACGUAAUGAUUAUAGUGCAACAAAAGGUGAAAGAGCUCCAGUCGUAAAACCUCAGGAUAAUUUAAAACCUGAUGGCAAGUUUUACAAACCAGAAAUGGUUCCCUCUCAGCCAGCAGAAAAACGUAAACCGUUUAAGCAAGUUGAUAAUAUUACUAUUGAAAGAGAUACUGAUAUACGUCAAAAGCAAAAGAUCGAGCGUGUUGAUAUCAUCAGGAGAGAGGAUAAUCUUAAAAUAGAAGGUGAAUUCAUUGAUAUGAAACAGCGAAAUGAUUACAGUGUUGUAAGAGGUGAAAAAUCUGCCGUUGUAAAACAUGAAGAUAAUUUAAAAAUGGAAGGUAAAAUGGAGAAUAUUAGAUCAUCGGAUACUUAUCGAGUUGUUAAAGGACAAAGAGUUAAAUUAACAAGAAGGGAAGACAAUCUGAAAAUUGAAGGAGUAUUUGAAGACCAUACACGUAGAGAUGAUUAUAAAAUAACUAAAGGUGAAAGAUCAGCUAUAGUUUAUCAUCCUGACAAUUUAAAACUGGAAGGAGAUUUUGAAAGAAGACCGAUACAUGAAAUAGAAAAUGAAAAACUAGACCGACCUCAAGGUAAAAAACCACAAGAUAAUCUUUAUCCUGAUGGAAAAUUUGAAAAGAAACCUGAACAUCAUUGGCAACCUGGAGAAACUCCAGAUCAAAUAAGGCCAAAAGAUAAUUUAAAACCAGAAGGUGAAUUUGAAAGAAGACCAAAAACUCAAUGGCAGCCUGGUGAAACGCCUUCACAAGUAAGACCACAAGACAAUCUAAAGCCCGAGGGAGAUUUUGAUCGACCUGUAAGACCGAAGUGGACUACAGGAGAUAGACCUGAACAAACAAAACCCAAAGAUAAUUUACAUCCUGAAGGUGAUUUCCAAAGUAGGCCAAAAACUCAAUGGCAACCCGGAGAAACGCCAUCCCAGGUACGCCCAAAAGAUAAUUUGAAGACAGAAGGUGAAUUUGAUCGUCCCUCUAGGCCAAAGUGGCAAACAGGAGAAAGACCAAGUCCUGCAAAACCAAAAGAUAAUUUACACCCAGAAGGUACUAUGGACACACGCGUUGUUACUAAAUGGUCUCCUGGUGAAACUCCUGCACAGGUUCGUCCUAAGGAUAAUUUACGUCCUGAAGGCGAUUUUGAUCGUCCAGUUUCACAAAAAUGGAGUCCUACGGAAAAGCCUUCUCCGAUAAAACCUAAAGAUAAUCUUCAAACUAAUGGUGAUAUUAGUAGGUCUGUAACAAAUGAGAUUACUACAAAUACAGUAGACGGAAAGUAUGUAACUAGUCAUGAUGAUCAUAAUAUCCAAUCUAGUGUAAAUAUUACGAGAACUAAUGCCCAAUUUAAGGAUGAUCGUGAAACACAUAAAUUGCAUUCCACAGAAAAGCAUUCCAAACAAUUUACUACUCAUAGCACUGCUGAACAUACAACAUCAAAGCACAUUCAAUCUGGAACACAUUCAAAAAAUACCAUUGCGUCCUCUAAGGAAGUAGUUGGGCAGUCUCUAGAUCGGCCGAGAUCUCAUGAUGCUAUUGAUAGAGCUCAAUCUCCUUACUCUACUGAUCGCUCUACAUCACGCUCUGUAAUUGACAAAAAUUCAAUACAAAAAUCCGAUUCCAAAGUUUCGAAGAAUAUAUCAUCUACUACGAAAAUAAUGAAACAAGUAACAGAAAAGAAACUGAUUGCAGGCAAGUGGGUUACAGUUACACGAAAUGUAGAAACCAGUGUAGUACCAGGCGGCGAUACAAAAGGUCCUAAAGAAUUUGGACUGCACACUGGGAGUACAACACAAAGACCUGAGCAAUUUACUGACAACCAUGAUUUUAAUUCUCAUCAACGACAAGUUACUGCAGAAAGUCACACUCAGCGCAAUAUUUCUAAUACGCAUAUUUCUAAAGAAAGUCAUUUGCAAGAAAAGAAUUUAUCGUCCAUUAAAAAAUCUGAUUUUAACAAUCAAACUGGUGAUUACCAACCAAGAACGGUAUCAUCAAGGCAAUCUACAGUAUCAUCUACAAAUUACGGUGAAACAAAUGAUAUUUCAAACAAUAAAAUUCAACGUCAGGUGGAAUCUACUUCUAAUAUUGCACAAAAAAGUCACAUAGAGCAAAAUACAAUAAGAUCAACUCAACAGUCCUCUUCUGGUAAUUAUGUAAAUAAACAAGUAAAUAAUGAUUAUGUUCAGGGCAUCGUAUCAUCCUCAACAAAUCAAGGAUCUAAUUUACAGCAUCAUUCAACUUCUAGCAACCAAAUUGGACGAAAUGUAUCAACACAUGUUUCAAAAGGAAGUCAUUUAGAACAGAAUAUUUCAAGAUCUACUCAUUCUCAAACGAUAAAUAGAAAUCAAUUAAGUGAUAGUGUAACAAAAACAAGCAUUGAAUUUCAGAGAGCAAUGCACGGCGGUGAUGAUACUAAAUCUUCUGUGGUUGACAAUUCAUCUCGUGUUGGUCAUCACAAACGUACCUCUGAUUUGGUAUCUGAUUCAUCGUCAACGAACGCUGUUUUGCAUCGUAAAGGAAUUUCGUCCAGUACCGAAGCUCAGCAUUCUAUUAGUUCCACGGCAGCCGCACAACGAAAAAGCAUUGGCAAUCUUGGUGAGCGCGGAGAAUACAUAAGUAAUUCUACUCAGAGUUCAGAUAGAAAGAGCAUUAGCUCUAUGCAUCGCUCUGCUAGAGAUAACAUGGCUGUUAUAUCUCAACACACUGAAAGUUCGGAUCGUCGAAGUCAAAGCAGAAGGGAUGGUCAAUCAACUUUAGUGAUAGAGCGUCAACCUCGAAUAGUUGCCAGAGAUAAUCUUCGAGUUGGUGGGGAUUUCUAUGGACAGUCCGAGGCUCGAUCGUAUGGCAGUUUUUCGCGAUCAGAACAUUCACAAAGAGCUGAGCGGUCUGAACAUUUAGAGCGCGUUCAAAGAGUGGAACGCGUUACUCGUCACGGUAAUGCAUCACAUUUCAUGCUGGGAGAUGGUGCCACUAGCUAUAAGCGCGAGUAUACAUCCCAUGUACAUGGAACUUGUCCGGCAACUCUAAUAGAAGCGCCGAGUACACCAUUCAAGCAUACGCGAGAUUCCCGUGAACACAAAUUUUAUGCAACAAAAGUGACUCAGAAAUAAUAUUAUUGUCUUCUUUUACUAUACCAUUCCGUAUUUAAGCAAGCUUCUUAUGUCAUCGUAAUCUAAUCGUUAUCAACGUAUAAAUAAAAUAUUAAAGGCGCUAACAUUGCUAGUCUUAAUCAUAAUAAUAUUUUAUGAUUUGUGUUUAACGUAGGUAUCCUUCUUAUUCUUCUUAAUAUUGCAUAAAAAUCAUUUGUUUAACAAAUUAUUAUUAUCUUAUAUUUUAUUUUUUGUCAAACUUUGCCAUGUAAUAAAAUUUUAUACUAUA